Coccinella septempunctata (seven-spotted ladybird) is the source of this 1669-nucleotide messenger RNA. Its product is annotated as cytochrome b5-related protein-like. The record is from RefSeq and is a predicted model, not a curated record. Bases 211 to 1587 code for a protein of 458 amino acids. Gene Ontology annotation, cellular component: mitochondrion. The transcript is spliced from 6 exons. NCBI's taxonomy places the organism in Eukaryota, Metazoa, Arthropoda, Insecta, Coleoptera, Coccinellidae. Gene Ontology annotation, biological process: lipid metabolic process.
UAAAAACUAACGCAUAAAAUAAUUGGGAACAUCUGAUGGAAAUUAUUUUCGAAUAUGAUCUAUAUAAACAAUUUUAUCAACAAUUUAUGCGCCAUCACCUCAUUUCGAUUUCAGCCGAAUAAAAGAUAACAAGCACAAUGCUCAUCAAGUAGUAGUUUAAAUUGUGAAAUAAUUAUUAUUCGAGUUAUUUCCUAUCAUUAAAAGAAAAGCAUGGAAGUUUACAAGAACUUCUUUCCUGAUGUAUCCAAAGAUUUGCCUCGAAAGUCUGUGAAAGGCUUGUCACAAAUCGGAUCGAGUUUUGGGAUAAAAUAUCCGACAAACAGGGACCACCCCCUUCAUAGUGGUGACAUUUGGUUGGCAGGCAAAAGGGCGGAUGAGGGAGCAGAAGGCCUGUGGAGGAUACACGACGAGUUGUACGACCUCACAGAUUUCAUCGACCAACAUCCUGGCGGCAAAGAAUGGCUGAGGAUGACGAAGGGUACUGACAUCACGGAAGCUUUCGAAACUUAUCACAUUCAGGAGACAGCUCAAAAAAUCCUUCCGAAAUACUUCGAGAGAAAAGCGAAAAGUGCUAGGAAUUAUCCUUUUACAUUUCACGAAAACGGAUUUUAUAAGACGCUGAAAAAGAGGAUACGUCAGGAGGUUGGCAAAAUUCCCUCAAAAUUCGCCAAACAAUCCGAAAUUAUUGCAGAUUCCUUAUUCCUUUCGUAUGUAUUAACAGCUUGGUUAGCGACUUAUAGCUUCAGUUUUUUGCUAGGAUCUUUGUCAGGUGUUCUGUUGAGCUAUACGUCUAUAGCUGCUCAUAAUUUUUUUCACCAGAGGGAUAACUUCAGGAUGUAUUAUUUCGAUUUCACCAUGAUGUCUUCCAGGGAAUGGAGAAUUAGUCACGCCAUCAGCCAUCAUCUGUACACAAACACUAUAUCCGACAUGGAGAUAUCUUCAAUAGAACCCUUUUUCCAUUGGUUACCAUAUAAGAAGCACCCCUUAUUGAAAUAUUUGUCUUGGUUCUAUGGACCCAUAGUGUAUGUUUUCCUCUUUCUUGUAUCAUGGGUAAAAACCCUCAUCUCGAACAUUUCAAUGAAUGGAGAAGUGCCAUGGACAACGUUUCUGCCAUUUUCAAUUUUAGUGAUGCAAUACUUGGGCACUGACCAGAGUUUGUCCCGUUGUAUUUUAAUGUUUGCCUGGAUAAUUACAAGUGCGAGUUUUCAUUUUGGAAUAGUAGGCGUAAAUGCUGGUCAUCAUCAUCCGAUGUUAUUUCACGAUGGAGACGCAUCUAGACCGAAGGAAGAGAUGGACUUCGGCGUCUUCCAAAUGGACGCAGUUUCAGACAGAAGGGAAAUAAACCGCUCUCCUUUUCUUGUUAUAACUCACUUCGGAGAUCAUGCCCUUCACCAUUUAUUCCCAACCAUAGAUCACGGAAAACUCAAGUUUCUUUAUCCCACUUUUAUAAAAACAUGUGAAGAGUUUGGAGUGGAAUGGCGAUGUAGUUCGCAGCUAGAGAUGGUCAAAGGGCAAUAUCUUCAAUUAACUCGCGAUGUUAACGAAUCCCAACCAAAGAGAUUGAAGAAAAUCGAAGUAGUGGACUGAAUUUUGUUUGAACUUCUUCAUCUCAACAAUGUAUACAUGCGAACCUAUUUAUUGAGUAAAUUGUUAAGUUUCAAAUCAGGAA